This is a messenger RNA of Megalobrama amblycephala (Wuchang bream), 2433 nucleotides long. It is a transcript of the gene seh1l, whose product is annotated as SEH1-like (S. cerevisiae). Gene Ontology annotation, cellular component: nuclear pore outer ring; Seh1-associated complex. The record is from RefSeq and is a predicted model, not a curated record. Gene Ontology annotation, molecular function: structural molecule activity; protein binding. NCBI's taxonomy places the organism in Eukaryota, Metazoa, Chordata, Actinopteri, Cypriniformes, Xenocyprididae. The transcript is spliced from 9 exons. Gene Ontology annotation, biological process: cellular response to amino acid starvation; positive regulation of TORC1 signaling. The coding region runs from base 182 to 1276 and encodes 364 amino acids.
GGCUCUCAGAUGUUUUCAUCUGCAGUAAAGCAGCGAGCAAAGAUUUGGAGUAAAAAAAAAAACAUUUCACCGGUAGAGUUAGAAUUUGUGCUGAAGUUUGACCAAGGGCCUAUCUGCUGUUUUAUUUACAAUUUGUUUGAGAUAUUUUCUUGGUGGCGUCAAGAAAUAGUUUUACUAGAAGAUGUUCGUGGCGAAGAGCAUCGCAGCGGAUCAUAAAGAUCUGAUUCACGAUGUUUCUUAUGACUUUCAUGGUCGCAGGAUGGCGACCUGCUCCAGUGAUCAAAGCGUCAAGGUUUGGGACAAAGGUGAUGAUGGAGAGUGGCGCUGCACUGCUAGUUGGAAGACCCAUAGCGGUUCUGUUUGGAGGGUGACAUGGGCGCAUCCUGAGUUCGGUCAAGUGUUGGCAUCUUGUUCGUUUGACCGCACUGCGGCUGUAUGGGAGGAGAUAGUCGGCGAAUCCAAUGACAAACAGCGUGGUCAGAGUCACUGGAUCAAGAGAACCACACUGGUGGACAGUCGGACGUCAGUGACUGAUGUGAAGUUUGCACCAAAGCACAUGGGCCUGAUGUUGACCACCUGCUCUGCAGACGGCGUGGUGCGCAUCUACGAGGCCCCUGAUGUGAUGAACCUCAGCCAGUGGUCACUGCAGCACGAGAUCUCCUGCAAGCUCUCCUGCUCCUGCAUCUCCUGGAACCCCUCCAGCUCUCGAGCUCAUCCUCCAAUGAUAGCUGUGGGCAGUGAUGACAGCAAUGUCACAUACAGUGGCAAAGUGCAAAUCUAUGAGUAUAAUGAAAAUACAAGGAAGUAUGCCAAAGCAGAGACGUUGAUGACUGUGACUGACCCAGUACAUGACAUCGCCUUUGCCCCUAAUCUGGGGAGAUCCUUCCAUGUGCUGGCGAUAGCGACCAAAGACGUCCGCAUUUUCAAACUCAUACCAUUGAGGAGAGAGAAUGCCAACAGCUCUGGUCCCACUAAGUUUGAGGUGCAGGUGAUGGCUCAGUUUGACAGUCACAACUCUCAGGUGUGGCGCGUGAGCUGGAAUAUCACCAGCACUCUCCUGGCCUCCUCUGGAGAUGAUGGCUGUGUGCGACUCUGGAAAGCUAAUUAUAUGGACAACUGGAAGUGCACAGGGAUCCUGAGAGGAGACGGGAGCCCAGUGAACGGCUCCUCUGGACACACUGCUGCUCUGAGCACUGUGGGAGUCCCAGGAGCUGCUCAGAUGGUUGUUGGGGCGGCUUCAGCUGGCAGAAAAAAAGCUCAGCUGAUGCCAGGCUAAUGGCAUAACAUGCUGAUUGGCUGCUUGCUGCAUGCACAUGCACAGGAUUGGACCGAGACCUCAUUGACCCCUCCUCUGCACGGUGUGACACCUGUACACUCUUCUAGCUACUAAUCUGACAGAAACGUGUGCUGACGGCACGAUUUGUUGUGUGGCUGUUAAAGGAACUGCGCUUGUGUGUUCUGUUCAGUGGCACUUAACUGACAUUGAGCGUUUUUUGUAUUAUUGAACAAAUUACACUAAACAUGAUUCCAUCAAUACUGACAUUCUUAUUAAUCGUUGUGAUGUGAUGCAUUAUUAAUUAUUUAUUUUAAUACUUAUGUUUAGGUCAUUUGCAAGUUUCAUAGUGUAAUUGUCUGCACCCAUUUGCAUUGACUGUAUCCGUUUACUGUUAUAGUUGCUUUUAAAGGAACAGAUAACUCAAAAUUGUUAUUGUUUACUUGCCUUCGUAUUGUUCCAGAACUUUUACAACUGAGUUUCUUCUGUGACGCACAAAAGGAAACAUUCUAAAAACCCUCAAUUAAAAAAAAUAAUAAUACUAAUUUGCACUUGGAACAGCAUGAAGGUAAGUAAAUGGACUUGAGGCUUCCAAAAGAACACUACACAUGUUUGUGCUGAAUGCUGCUCACCAUGUAUUCUGUGGUGUGGACAGUAGAGGGAGACACUGGGUCAUAAAGCCCAGUUCUGCUCAAAUUUUAUGUCUCCAAAUAUGCUCUUGGAAUUACUAACACAUCACAUUCAAUUUGUCAAACUAACUGUGUUAUAGUAUUUCAGUUACUAUUUUAGGAUGUGGGCACAGACAGUUUGUUCUAAAACAAGCAAAUUUUUGCAGCACUAAAGCUUAGUAUUCAAUGAUGAAACAUUUGAUCUUCUAAACAAUAUCUAUUCUCAGUUCAGGGUUUUGGUGCUUGAAUAAAUUAAAAGCUGGCAUCUGAUCAUUAACGUUAUAUAUUGCCAAUAUCCAUCUUGAGAUACUAGUUCCCAUUCAUGGCAUUCUUUAUAGUGAUGCCACUUGAAUUGGGAAUUCAAAAAAAGAAAUCUGAAGUGGUUCUAGAGACUAAUGCAACUUUUUGUUUGUUUUUUCUUAUUUUUGUAAAAUAAAGAAUGUUUUUCAGUUUUGAUUUAUGUAAUAAAAACCUCUCCAAGGUUUCUCUGAA